Cannabis sativa is the source of this 1333-nucleotide messenger RNA. RefSeq names its product thioredoxin-like 2, chloroplastic. Gene Ontology annotation, biological process: cell redox homeostasis. The coding region runs from base 379 to 1065 and encodes 228 amino acids. Lineage: Eukaryota; Viridiplantae; Streptophyta; Magnoliopsida; Rosales; Cannabaceae. The transcript has 4 exons. The record is from RefSeq and is a predicted model, not a curated record.
UGAUGGGAGAGAACAAGGCCGUACUUUGGUUCGGUAACCGGUAAAGGUUGCCACAAACUAAAAAAGAUCAGCUAAAAAAAACCAUUAUAUAUAUAACCAAAAAAAAAAAAAACACCCUCCAUAUUCUUCCAUCCGUACGAUCUGGUUCCAGGUUGAUUGGCUCACAGUCACACUAGCGAGGCCACGAGAAACUACUGCUCCUCCUGGACCUCCUCUCUCCUCCUACGGCCUUCGUUUUUCAUGGCCUCUCGCAUGUGCUUCUGUUGACCCUUUUUUCCUACCUUACUUUCCUCAUCUUUAUAAUAUAUAUACAUUUAUAUAAAGAUCUUUACACAAGAACACACCAUAUCUGUUCUUUUCGAUUUUUUAUCUUUCUAAAUGGCAGAUGUUUUUCGAGUAGCACCACCACACCAUUCACUUCGUUUCUCUUCCUCUGUUAUCACCUCCUUCGCAUCCUCCUUGAAUUCCCUCCAACCGGGUCUCAUUCCAAUUUCCUACUCGGAUAAGAGAGCUUAUCCUCUUUCCUCUUCCUCUGUUACGCGCCUCGCUUUCAGACGUAGGGGCUCCUUGUCCUCGUUCAAGGUGCAGGCUGCUGUUGCUGAAACGGAGCAGCCAAAAUGGUGGGAAAGGAAUGCACCAAAUAUGGUUGACAUUCAUUCUACACAAGAAUUCUUGAGUACUUUAGGUGAAGCUGGAGAUAGAUUAGUUAUUGUAGAAUUCUAUGGAACUUGGUGUGCUUCUUGCAGGGCCUUAUUCCCCAAGCUCUGUAGAACAGCUGAAGACCACCCUGAGAUUUUAUUCCUUAAAGUCAAUUUUGAUGAGAACAAACCUAUGUGCAAAAGUUUGAAUGUGAAGGUCCUUCCUUAUUUCCACUUUUAUCGUGGAGCUGAUGGACAGUUGGAAUCCUUUUCGUGCUCUCUUGCUAAGUUCCAAAAAAUAAAGGACGCUAUUGCAACACAUAACACAGCUCGUUGCAGCAUCGGACCACCUAAAGGUGUUGGAGAUAUUCUACUGCCUGCAGUAGUAGCUCCUAAGGACAAGUCAACAGAAUCACCUUCAGCAUAGUGCGUUUCAAUUCAAACACAACCAUUGUACUAAAAUGUCUAUUCUUGCUAAAAUUCAGCAAACAAACCCCAAAGUGAACUUGCAUAGUUAGCUAUCUAGUACCUUCAGUACAUGUGAAUUUCUCUGUGUAGAAGAAUGUUUUGUCUGCAUUCUUUGCUAAUUUUUUUCUUACUUUUAUAUCUUUAUAAUGUGUAGUUAAAACUCUUGAACAAGAAAAUCACAUAUUCCUGUUAUAUAUUAAAUUAAAUAAUGUGUUUUUUUGGGCUCA